CUUGUUCUUCCUAACUUUUUGUUUACUAACGUUGUUAGGCUUUACAUUAGUUAUUUGCUUCUAAGCGCGAGUUUUACAUGUAGUAAUGUCGGGUAAAGUAAAAAGAAUAAAGCUUUAAUUUGUAUUUUCUUCUAAUUGUGAGCGCUACGGGUGCCGCGAGGUUCCGAAUCCUCCUCGGCAUGUUUGUGCGGGGUUCCGCUUCCUCUCCUCUCCGCCAGGUUCCUCCUUGGACCGAACGAAGCACGGAGUGCCGGGAGCGAAAACCCGAAAAAGUCCACCGUCUCUGAGGAACAGCCGGUUCUUUGGAAAGUCUUGGCGAAAUCUCAGGCUCAACUCUGGACUUAAUCGGACUCGAACUUUGCAAACACUAGAGAACUUGUAGGGAUUUACCUGGAGAGCAGAAAUUCACAUUACUACCUCGAGUUGGCUCAACGGGUGAAUGUGCGUAUAGAUGUGUGACAGCGGAGUGUGUGAGGACAAGCCCCCCGCCCCCCCUGUCAGGAUGAGCAGCCAAGGAGGAGGAGCCAAGGAUACCCAGUCAGCCAAUCACAACUCUCGGCCACUUCCGUCCGAACCGGAGGAGAAGAAGUCCAGAAACAAGAUCAUUUCUAUUUUUGCCCCAGAGAAAGGAGGCAGGAAGAAGGACAAAGACAAGGACAGACCUGAGAUCUCCUCCCCCUCUGACUUUGAACACACUAUCCAUGUGGGCUUCGAUGCUGUUACAGGAGAAUUCACUGGAAUGCCGGAGCAAUGGGCUCGUCUCCUUCAGACCUCCAACAUCAGUAAGCUGGAGCAGAAACAAAACCCUCAGACUGUCCUCACCAUCCUCAAAUUCUACGACUCCACCAGUGGAAAGCAGAAAUACAUCGGUUCAGAUAAAGAUUCACAGUUGCCGGGAAAGCAGAGUACUGCCGCCUCACCGUCUGGGAAAGACGAUUAUGAUGACGACGAUGAAGAUAACACACCUCCUCCAGUUGUGGCUCCAAGACCACGUCACACAAUAUCUGACAAUACAAAGUCAGUCAUCGACCCAACUCCAGACACAGACAGUAACUCUCAGGCAGCAGACAAACAGAAGAAGAAGGGAGGCAAGAUGACGGAUGAGGAAAUCAUGGACAAACUAAGAACUAUUGUCAGUAUUGGAGAUCCCAAGAAAAAAUACACCCGCUAUGAAAAGAUCGGUCAAGGGGCUUCCGGCACAGUUUACACAGCCAUUGAUGUUGCCACUGGACAAGAGGUGGCCAUCAAACAGAUCAACCUGCAGAAGCAGCCAAAGAAGGAACUCAUCAUCAACGAGAUCCUGGUCAUGAAGGAGCUCAAGAAUCCCAAUAUUGUCAACUUUGUUGACAGCUUCCUGGUCGGCGACGAGCUGUUUGUGGUGAUGGAGUACUUAGCUGGAGGCUCUCUGACUGAUGUCGUCACAGAAACCUGCAUGGAUGAGGCUCAAAUCGCCGCCGUCUGUAGAGAGGUCCUGCAGGCUCUGGAGUUUCUUCAUGCCAACCAGGUCAUCCACAGAGACAUUAAGAGUGACAAUGUACUUCUAGGAAUGGACGGAUCAGUCAAACUCACGGACUUCGGCUUCUGCGCCCAGAUCACCCCAGAGCAGAGCAAACGCAGCACCAUGGUGGGGACUCCAUACUGGAUGGCUCCAGAAGUGGUGACCAGGAAAGCCUACGGACCCAAAGUGGACAUUUGGUCCCUGGGGAUCAUGGCCAUAGAGAUGGUGGAGGGAGAGCCUCCAUAUCUGAACGAGAAUCCUCUCAGAGCUUUGUAUUUAAUCGCCACCAACGGAACUCCUGAGCUCCAGAACCCGGAGAAGCUGUCCCCAGUCUUCAAAUCCUUCCUGUCCCGCUGUUUGGAGAUGGACGUGGAGAAGCGAGGUUCAGGAAAAGAACUGCUGCAGCAUCCAUUCCUGAAGAUGGCAAAACCUCUUUCCAGCCUGACUCCUCUCAUCCUGGCAGCCAAAGAAGCCAUGAGGAGCAACCGUUAACUCUCAUUCUAAGAACUGUUGGAGAUUAUUUUUCUAUCUGGGAUUAAUAGAGUGUUAUAGAGUGGAUCCAAAGCCACAGACGGUCAGCAUCUUCUUCUGAUCUGCAUAGGAUGACUAUCAGCGAUCAGCUUUACUUUUUUUCCCCAGUUUUUACGAAACACUCCUUUGUACCAAAACCGUUUGUGAUUCCAGAUCGUCUAAAACUGCAGCAGAAUUCUCUGUUUGAACAACAAUCAUUGAGAUUUUUCCAUUUUUUAAAUGUUCUCACAAAAAAUGAAUUCAAUUUGAACAACAAUCAUAAACGUAAUAGUUUUUUCUUAAUCUUCUGCUUAAAAAAAUUCUAAAAAGCUCCACAUUUAGUUGUUUUUGACCAUGAAAAUCCAAAGUGUCCUUAGACUGCACUGUAAAACACUGCAGUCACCUAAAAUCAUCUUCUAUUACAUUAAAUUUAUGAUUUUUACAGGCACCAAAACAAUUUUUAUUGCAUGAACUCAUAAUAAAGUGCACAAACUGCAGCUUUAGUUCAUCUUUAUUAGGUCAUUUUGUCAUAGAUUAGUACAUAUUUGUUCUUCUGUGGCCUUGUGUUCACAAAAACUGUAUGAAACUUUUUAAAUUUAACCCGCAGGAAGAUAUUUUUUCAUAUAUUGUAUAAUGUCCUAUAUUUUUAACAACUUUUUUUCAUCUGUAUAUCUUUGUUUAAUGUUUAUAACUAACAGCAGAACUCGGUUCACUUUUUUUUUUUUUUUACAAAUUUAUUUUUCUCAUGUUUCCUUCAAGUUCAGGUUUAGAUGUGAUCAUUUCCCUGAUAGUGCAGUUAAGCCAUAAACGCUGCAGAACGUCAUGAAUUAUUGGACAUGUUUAGAAGAGUCACUUUUUUUUGUUGUUUUUGUUUUAUUAUUCCAAAAUCAGACCUGUUUGUCACAGAAUAA
Molecule: messenger RNA, 2919 nt
Organism: Oryzias melastigma (Indian medaka)
Lineage: Eukaryota; Metazoa; Chordata; Actinopteri; Beloniformes; Adrianichthyidae
Product: serine/threonine-protein kinase PAK 2
Exons: 15
Coding region: 452-1990 (512 amino acids)
Biological process (GO): intracellular signal transduction; regulation of axonogenesis; protein phosphorylation
Cellular component (GO): cytoplasm
Molecular function (GO): protein serine/threonine kinase activity; ATP binding
Source: RefSeq, a predicted model, not a curated record